Molecule: messenger RNA, 4441 nt
Organism: Rhineura floridana
Lineage: Eukaryota; Metazoa; Chordata; Lepidosauria; Squamata; Rhineuridae
Product: ninein-like
Exons: 1
Coding region: 149-3901 (1250 amino acids)
Biological process (GO): microtubule anchoring at centrosome; centrosome localization; centrosome-templated microtubule nucleation
Cellular component (GO): centriole; centrosome; ciliary transition fiber
Molecular function (GO): calcium ion binding
Source: RefSeq, a predicted model, not a curated record
CAUGGCGCGGGACCUGCAGCCGCCGCCCAGCUGAGCCGCGGGGAGGAGGAGAAGGAGGAAGAGCCGCUGCAGGGCAAGCGAUGCCGCUGCGGGCUGCGCGGGGAACAAGCGCCGGGCCCUGAAGCAGUGGUGCACGGUAGGCUAUGGGAUGGACGAAGCUGAGCAGGACCAGUCUGAAGCCCGUCUCAAAGAGCUCUUUGACAGCUUUGACGUCACUGGCACUGGCUCUCUGGGGCACGAGGAGCUGACCGAACUCUGCCGCGUCUUGCACCUGGAGGAAGUCGCUCCGGGAGCACUUCAGCAGACCUUUCUGCAGGGCGAUCUCCUGAGCCGGGUCCGCUUUGACCAGUUUAAAGAAGCACUCAUCCUCCUCUUGUCCAGGACACUAACAAAUGAAGAGUCCUUCCAAGAACCAGAUUCUUCACCAGAAGCCCAGCCCAAAUACAUCAAGGGUGGGAAGCGCUAUGGCAGGCGGUCCAUGCCGGAGUUCCAGAAAUCCACGGAGGAGUUUGCAGAGGUGACUGUGAUUGAGCCUCUGAAUGAGGAAGCCCAUCUGUCGCACAUCUCCAGUGAUGACUGCGAUGAGCGCUGGAGGUCCCAAGACAGCGAGGAAUAUGAAGCUGAAGGUCAGUUGAGGUUCUGGAAUCCCGACGACUUGAACGCAUCCCAAAGCAUCUCCCCCACUCAGGACUGGAUAGAAGAGAAGUUGCAUGAGGUGUGCGAGAGCCUGGGCAUCUCCAGAGAUGGCCACCUCAACAGAAAGAAGCUGGCUUCCAUUUGUAAACAAUGUGGCUUGCAGAAUGUUGACAUGCAGGUGGUCGAAGGCGUCUUCCGCAAUCUCCAGCAUGAUAGCACCAUGACCAUUGAAGAUUUCUUCUACCGCUUGUUUAAAACCGGGAAGCCUCUUCAGCCAUCUGCUUCAACCCCGUACAGGCAACUAAAGAGGCAUCUCUCCAUGCAGUCCUUUGAUGAAACUGGGAGACGCACCACCACACCAUCAGCAAUGACAAGUACAAUAGGCUUUCGGGUGUUUUCCAGGCUAGAUGAUGGGAUGGGUUAUGCUGCGGUGGAACAAAUCUUCGAUGCGUGGCACGAAGAAGGAAUAGAGAACAGCCAUGAGAUCUUAAAGACCUUAGAGUUCAACCUGGAUGGAAAAAUUAAUCUGACAGAGCUUACCCUUGCCCUGGAAAACGAGCUUCUCAUAACAAAGAACGGGAUAUAUCAGGCUGUGCUGGCCAGCUUCAAGACGGAGAUCCGGCAUUUAAUGGAACAAGCUGACCAGGAGGCCAGGGAGAAGGAGAAGCUGCGGUUAGACUUGGAGAAGGCGGAGAAGCUGAAAGUCCUCAUGGCCUCCGAAGUGGAUGACCACCACGCUGCCAUUGAACGCCAGAACGAAUACAACCUAAGCAAGGUGGAAGAAGAGUACAAGGAACGUGUUGCAGCGCUGAAAAACGAACUUCAGAAAGACCGAGAGCAGAUUCAGCUGCAGGCCAACAAGCAGCGGGCAGAGCUGGAGGAGGAGAUGGAGAAGCUGAAAACGGAAGAGAACUACCUCCGUGACCGCCUGACUCUGACUCUGAAGGAGAACAGUCGCUUAGAGAACGAACUCCUGGCAACUGGAGAGAAGCUGGUGAAGUACGAAAGCACCAUCAGCAAACUGCAGAAGAACUGGGAAAACGUCCUAGCAGAGAAGUUUGGGGAUCUCAAUCCAGGCAGCGCAGAGUUCUUCCUGCAAGAGGAACGGCUGAUGCAAAUGAAGAAUGAAUAUGAGCGGCAGUGCAGGGAACUCCAAGAUCAGAUAGAUGAGCUUCAGUCUCAGCUGGAAGAAUAUCAGGCUCAAGGCAGGGUAGCCCGGCCUUCCCUGAAAGCCUCUCUCUUUGAGGAGCUGGACGAUGGCGGAGUGGUGUCUGCUCAAGCAGCUGGUUCUGAGGAUUGCAAACCACUAAACAUGAGCAUAGAAGCUGAAAUGGUUAUUGAGCAAUUGAAAGAUCAGCACCACCGGGAUCUCUGCAGCUUGCAAGAGGAGCUUGGAAACACGAUGUGCCAUUAUGAGAAGCAGCUCAAGGAGGCCGAGGCUCGCUGUGAGAUGGAGCAGGAGAACCUCCAGCGGACGCACGCGCAGGAGAGGCGAGCCCUGGAGCAGCAAGUGGGCUGCCUGCAGCCCCAGGUGUCUGAGCUCCAGGGAGAGCUGGCGAGACUCAAGCAGGAGUGGCAGGAGGUCGACUCCCAGCGGGAGGUGGAGAGCAGCAGCCUGCAGGCGUGCUUGGAGGAGAAGGCCACCCUCGUGGGCCAGCUGAAGCUUCAGCACCUGAGGGAGCUGCAGGCCAGGCUGGAAGAGGCCCAGGCGGAUUUCAGCCACGAGCGGGAGGAGUUGAUUCAGGCCGGGGUCUGGAUGGAAGAGAAAAUGCGAGCGUUAGCACAGACAGUCCAAGAAGAGAAAGCCGAGCUGGAAGAUGGAUUCCACAAUCAGCUGCAACGGCUGAUAGAGAAGCACAGCCUAGACAAAGAGCAGCUCCGGCAAGAGCUGGCGGGGAAGUAUUGGCAGGAGCUCAAGGAAGAAAGAUGUGAGGCUGAUCAUCUCAGAGAAGAAAAUGCUGUUUUAAGGAACAAGAUCGCCUUGUUGAAUGAGGAAGGGAGCAUUUCCAACCUGCGCUUGAGGGAGCUUAACGGAUCUCAAGAAGAACUGUGGCAAGAAAUUGAGGUCGUACGGAAGGAGAAAGUGGCAGUGCAAAAAAUGGCUGAAAACUUGAAGAAGCAGGCAUCUGAACUGAAAGCCCGGAAUCAGCAGCUGGAGUUGGAAAAUGCUGAGCUUGAACGAAAAAACUCCCCCAACCAGGCAGAUGUGCAAGAUCUCAACCAGCGGUUGUUGAGGGUGCUUCGGCAGAGGGAAAAGGAGGUGGGGAAGUUUAUGCCGGAAGAAUGGAGGAGAGAAGGCUCUCGGCACAAGGAAGAACUGGAGAACUGCAAAAUUCAGUCUUCAACGCUGGUCUCCUCCUUGGAGACGGAGCUGUCUCAGCUCAGGGCUCAAGCCCCUGCUCUGGAGGAAGAGAACCGCUUCCUCAAGGAGGAACUGGAAAAGGUAAAGCAGGUGCCGAGGUGUCUGGACCGCUCUGACCUCCAGAACGAGAUUUCCAGCGUCAUCGCGAAAAACGAGAAGGUGCUGGCAGAGAAAGCAGCUCUCAGCGAAGAGCUGAACAGAUGUGUAGAGAAGGCAGCUAAAGUGGCCCUCUUGGAGAACCUUGUUGCCUCCUUGAAGCAGGAGAAGUCAUCUCUGGAACACGAGAAUCAGGCUCUGAAAACGCAGAUUGCAGCAUCUCAAGACAAGAUUCGGAAUUUUGACGAUGCUGUACAGAAUGUCAACCUUCAGAUGUCCAGGCUCAAGUCGGACCUCAGGGUGUCGCAGCAGGAGACAGAAACGCUGAAGCAGGAAGUGAUGUUGUUGCACAAGCAACUGCAGACAGCCAAUGAUAAGAAUCGGGUUCUUGAAGCCGCCGUGCAUUCCACCGGACUGCAGAGCCAACAGAAGAAGCUCUGCUGGGAUGAGCUGGGCCACUUGGCCAAGCAAGAACAGCAGCUCUUGAGGCAGGACAACGAGAGGCUCCAGAGGGAGGUCCAGAGCACCAAGGCAGAUCUGGCUCAAUCCAGGGAGAAGAUACGGCAGCUCGAAUCCACCAUCCUGUCCCUGAAGCACGUAAAACACCAAAGCCAGUCGGGGAUUGUGAAAGCCAUUGAGCAGGAGAAGCUGAAUCUGAAGAGGGAAUGUGAGCGGCUGCAGAAAGAACUGGCUUCAGCCAACCGAAAGAUCAGCCAGAUGAAUUCCCUUGAGCAUGAGCUGGAAACCAUCAAUUUGCAAAAUGAAGGCUUACGGAAGAAACAGGUCAAACUGGACGCACAGAUCUAACAUAGUUCUGGGCUUUGUGAGGUGGCAUUCAUGAGAUGAAACUAUCCCCACAACAAAAUAUACCUGGAAGAGGCCGUUAGCCUGGUUUGCAAGAGAGAGAUUGCACCCCAUCUUCAUCUAGGCAAAACUAGGGAGGACAGGUCUGUCGACAGCCAUUAGCUGUGAUAAAUAACUAAGUGGAACUUCCAUGUAGGAGGAGAAGGAAGUUCCGUGCAAGGCACCCCUGGAAGCACCCCUGGAGUCCCCAGAGGGGCAGUGGGGUUGCCCUCUGUCGCUUUGUCGGGGCAGCUGGGCACCCAAGAAAAUCAGGACAUUCCCCUCCCAACAACAAACAUAUGAAACUAUAGACCUGGUUGCAAAUGCAAUUCAGCUGGCUUUGAGGAGACUGGAAUUUAACACAGAAAAUGCAGUUACUUGUACCACGGAUAAAGCCACCAUUAAGAGCUGUCAUGUGUAUUGUUAUUUAAUUUUUGCAGAUUGUAUUUUGUAUUGUUUUGUUGAUGCAUUUUUAUAUUGUAUUUUAUAUUUGUGUUUUUUGUA